Closterium sp. NIES-65 is the source of this 792-nucleotide messenger RNA. The record is from the annotation of a GenBank genome assembly. NCBI's taxonomy places the organism in Eukaryota, Viridiplantae, Streptophyta, Zygnematophyceae, Desmidiales, Closteriaceae.
AUGCCAGUCGGAAGAAGCGCACAUUUUUUCGCUCGAGUCGCUCAAUUUGCGCCGCCGCCUUUGAAGAGGCGCAAUUUGGCCCUCCGUAACCCCUCGCAUUGCAUUUGCACCUCCGCCACAUCCUCUCGCCCCGCAUUCGCGCUCAUCCUCUCAUUCUCUCUCCCUAUCGCGCUCCCCGUCUUCCCUCUCCCUGCCUCUUCCCUUCCCUCCCUGUCUACCUCUCCCUUCAGUCCUCCAUCCUUCGUCCCACCACUUCUCUCUCCCCAGUCUCUAUCCUCCCCAGUCUCCACCCGUCUCCUCAGUCCCCAGUCUAAGGGCUGCCCGUCGUUGGACGCGCUCGCGGACGGCGCGCGGGAGGAAGGGGAGCUGCGCGCGAGCGACUUUGGCGGAGACUUCGUGUUCGGAUUCGCUACAAGCGCCGCUCAGGUGGAGGGCGCAGUGUCGGAGGGCGGAAGGGGGAGAAGCAUUUGGGACGACUUUGCAGAGAGGGAAGGAAAGAUCAAGGACGCUUCAAAUCCGUCAGUCACAGCCGAUCAGUUUCACCGGUUUAAGGAUGACGUGGCACUGCUCAAGGCCAUGGGGGCGACCUCCUACCGCUUCUCCAUCUCCUGGUCGCGAAUCAUCCCUGAUGGCAUGGGAGCAGUGAGCGAGGCGGGCGUGCAGCACUACAGCCGCCUCAUAGGCGAGCUGCUGGCCAAUGGCAUCGCACCAGCUGUCACGCUGUACCACUGGGACCUGCCCUCUCACCUGCACGAGGCACACGGGGGCUGGCUCAACGCGAGCAUCGUGUGA